GAGUCCAUAUGGAUUUUAUUAAGUUCUAAAUUAUAAAGAUCUAGAUUCUAGAUCAGAUCUUAUUGAAGUUAAUUCAGUUUUUAUCUUAGUUAGACUUAAACUGUGAGUUAAAGUUAGUAUUCUAGAUACCCGGUUACCGGUACAGAUUUUUGCCAGACACCCACCUGCAAGAAUAGAAAUAAAUUGAUGGCUCUUCUACUCCCAUCCAGCCUCUUGGCAGUAGUAGCAUUAGUUCAUGCCAGUCAUAUAGUAAGAUCUCAUUCCGGCACAUUUCAUGGUCUAACUAAGGAGGCAGCUAAUGGAUUAACAUAUAAAGCUUUUCUUGGAAUUCCAUACGCGCAGCCUCCAGUAGGAGAACUGAGAUUCAGACCACCUGUACCUCUGGUUCUUGAAGGUAAAGAAGGUGACUAUUAUGCUACUGAAUUUAAACCAUUUUGCAUUCAAAUUAAUCCUGUCAAGACCACUCAUGAUUUUGGACUAGGUGAAGAAGAUUGUUUGUAUUUAAAUGUUUAUUCUCCAAACUCUGCUGGUGAACAGGGAAGCUUGAAAAAGGUAUUUGUGUUUGUCCAUGGUGGAGGAAACAUGAAUGGCAUGUCUGAUCUGUACCUCCCUGGCAGACUGGUCACUGAGAAAGAUGUCAUUGUAGUGACCAUUAACUACAGGCUGGGAUACCUUGGAUUUCUGAGCAGCUUGAGCCCUGAAUGUGAGGGCAACUUUGGGCUGCUGGAUCAACUCCUGGCAAUCUCUUGGGUGAAAGAAAAUAUUGUCAAUUUUGGUGGCGACUCUUAUGACAUUACAAUAGGUGGUGAGUCUGCUGGUGGUAUUGAUGUGUCAUUUCUAAACUUGGUGCCCCAUUCAAGGGACUUGUUCACCAGAUCAAUAUCUUUUAGUGGGAUGAGUGGGGUUGCACAACCUCUAGUUGUCAGAGAUCCCAAAGCAACUUUUGUACAAAUUGCCAAGCAAUUUGAGUGUUUGAAUGCAGCAGUCUCUGACCCAAAAAGUCAACAAGAGAUGGAAGAAAUAGUUGAGUGUUUAAGAGGUGUACCUGCAGAAAAAUUUGGCUUUGAGGCCAUUGUAAGUGUUCCUGAUAUUGGGCCUGUAGCCUAUGGAGAUCUAUUUCCUGGACCUCUGGUAAAUUUGUUUAAUGAUAAGAACUAUCUUGAUUCCAUAAAUUUUUAUGAAAGAGCCUAUUUCAUCAGCCUUUGCUACAAUGAAGGAGAUAUAUUCAAUGUUGUCAAUGAAAACAUAUUAGCAAAUCUUCCUGAAGAGCAACGCAAGGCAAUACCUCCCAAUGCCAUGCAGUUCAAUACCUUUUCCAGAUUUUUGUCUGACAAGUUUGGUCCUGUCAGUAAUCAAGUUGUUGCCAAGGUUAUUGAAUACUACAAUUGGAAUUAUGAAGUCAACCCACUAGCAGAUUUUUCUGCAGAUGCUAUCUUUCAUAUACCUACUUUACAAUGGGCAGCAGCAGCGACAAAGGGAUUAGCUACAGAGAACAAUAAAAUUCGCUUAUUUAGGUUUGUGCACUGGCCAAAAAUGUUGACAGGUCCUUAUAAAGGCUUGAUACAUGGCAUGGACCUCUUGUAUUUAUUUGACCUAGAUCCAGAAUUUAUCAAUAAAAUUAUUAAUCUUCAUGUUAAUGGCAGCUUAUGGGAUGACACAGAAGAAUAUCUGAAGAAUAAAUAUCUCAGCAUCAUUGGUGACUUUAUAAAUACUGGGAACCCUGCCUUGUCUUUAGAAGAAGAUCUACCAGGUGGAUGGCCUCCAUUUGAUGAGCAAGAAGGUCAUUAUCUACAAUUUGGUUUGACACCUCAGAUAAAAACACAAUUGAAGGCAGAUGGUGUUCAGCUCUGGUCCCAGCAGAUUCCAGAAUGGAUCCGAGAGUAUCCCUUAGAACAGCCUGUGCAUCUGGAGCUUUAAAUAGUUUUUUCUUCUGAUUUUGGAAUGGCUCUAAAAAAAAAGGAACAGAUAAUAAAAAGAAAUGAUCCUGUUUUGUUCUUUGACCUACUAUUAUUACCAUCAGAAUAUAUAUAUUUUUUUAUAAUAUAUUUGGCUGUGUAUAAUAGUUUGCUCAAUAGCUUAGGAGUAAUAGAUAAAGUAAUAGUUCAAAUUGUUGAAACAUUAAGACCUAUCCAAAAUGCAUAUAAGUCCAAAUAAUUUUAUACAAUUCCUAAAUAGUGAAAUAUUGAAGAGAUUGAAAAUUGUCUUGUGAUUAUGAGGUUCUAUUAAGAUAUUUGAAAAAUAGAAUUACCAAUAUAAAAUUGCAUUUUUGUUUUCAAAAGAAAUCUUUAUUCUAAAUUGUUUGUAUUGUAUUUUAUACACAACUUUAAUUACCCUGUCACUGUGACAAACAUUCACUUUUUGUUAAAUAUUCAUGAUUUGCUCAAUAUAUACAUACCUUAAUUAUGUUUUUUGUGACCAUUUAAUUGUUUGUUUUAUAAGCUUUGGAUGAUUUUCCAGAAAUGAAGAGUAUUAUUUACUAGUCCAAACCUGCUAAAUGUCAGUGAUCAUUGUCAUGACAGUCUGAUACAUACUAGAUGACCAGACAACCAUCCAAAAUAAUGGAACAUUAACUUUUAUUUGUUUUUAACUAUCUGUACUGGAUCUCAACACCAAAAAAAAGAUUGCAAAAGUAGUAAAAAAAAAAAUUCUCCUCCUAAGUCUAUGAAUGGUAAUAAUGAGGGUCUUUUGGCUAAUUCAAGGUCACUGUGUGAAGGCCAUUUGGUUGUGAGUUUGUGUGUAAGGUAACAUGUGAGUAAACUGACCUGCAGGGUCCACUUUCAUGGUUAGCUGUGAGAAGCAGACAAUAGGAACUUUUAUAGCUUGUUCCACUCUUCUGCAUCGCUUAGUCUGUUGGUGUCAAAUUACAUUUGUUACAUAUGGUCUUGCAAUCUAUCUGAAAGGGCUAUCUUGUAUCUUCAAGACCUCAAUCUGUGAAUGCUUUUUUUAUGAGUUUGUAUUCUUGUAUUACAAAUUUGUGAUGUUUUACAAAAAGUAUAUUUUUUUUAACUUACAAUAAAUUUUACAGGUUUUUUUUAUGAGCUUUAAAAUGUUUUUGAAGAAAUUGUGAUGAUUCUGAAUAUUUUGUAAAAGUUUAUGUAUUAAGUUGUUUUUUUUUAAACAGUAUUACUCAUUUUGAUAAUAAUGAAAUUUUUUUAGUUCAGCCUAAAUGUAAAGAAUACCAUCAGAAGCAUAUUGCUAACAAGCCCUAGUCAAAAGUACCUUUAUACAAAUGAAAUCAUUCUUGUGUUGUUAAUGCAUUUUUUCAGUGGAGAUCAUGUUUUUUUGUGGGGCUUUUUAUGGUUGAUCACAUUGAAUUGAAGACAUCGAAGUGUAGGGCCAAACUCAAAUUUCAGAAAGUGCAAAGCAUUUUUCUAUUGGUAAUGUUCAACAGCUUUUAUAGUUAGUUACAAGCAUUUAUUGUAUUCAAUUCAGAGCAUUGAGUUACAAUGUUUGUUUAUAAACUUGUCUCUCAAUUGCAGUGAUAAGAAUGUUAUUUUUGAUUAUUGAAAUCACAAAAAUGUCAUAUUUUUAGACAAAUUUUUCUUAGUACUGAAAUAUGGACCAAAUGUAUUUUUUGACAUAAUCAGAUCAUAAUAACAUUAUUAUUUUUACUAUUAUUAUUAUAGCUUUUAUAUAGCGCUACUUUCAUGCUUAUAGCAUGCUCAGAGCGCUUUGGUUCAAUCUCAUUUGUGAACCGGUGGGGGGGAGGGGGUAUCUAGGAGUUGGUUUUCCAUGCUGCCUUUAGGUGCUCAGUAAACCCAACUCUGCCCGAGUCGGGUGUCGAACCUCGAGCCCCCUUCUAGGUAGCCAAGACAAGCGCACUUAGCCUCUCGACCACGCUUCCCACUAAAUUCGAUAUUGUUUCCAUACUGUUACACAGACCUUUAUUUUUUUAAAUUGUUUAAAUAAAAAUAUAUUUUUUUUAA
Molecule: messenger RNA, 3926 nt
Organism: Biomphalaria glabrata
Lineage: Eukaryota; Metazoa; Mollusca; Gastropoda; Planorbidae
Product: cocaine esterase-like
Exons: 8
Coding region: 187-1917 (576 amino acids)
Source: RefSeq, a predicted model, not a curated record